CCCUGCUUUACCGCCUUUGCGCAAUCCGGGCUGUCUGGCCACGCCUGGGGCGGAAGAGGCGGGGAGAAAGAGAGAGAGAGCCAGAGAGACAGCACCGUGCGUCAUGUACCAGCGCCGGAAGUUGGUCUCGACACCUAGACUAGCCGGGUUGUAUUUGGAAACGCGGAGUGAGAAGUUUUUCCGUGCUGUGUAGGGGCUAACAAUGGACACCCAGAAGGACGUUCAACCUCCAAAGCAGCAACCAAUGAUAUAUAUCUGUGGAGAGUGUCACACAGAAAAUGAAAUAAAAUCUAGGGAUCCAAUCAGAUGCAGAGAAUGUGGAUACAGAAUAAUGUACAAGAAAAGGACUAAAAGAUUGGUCGUUUUUGAUGCUCGAUGAAACCUGGGAAUUCAGAGGAAUGUCUUCACUUAUACUUGGAUUUGCUCUCUUCACAUUUCUGAUUGUUGUAUAGCUUUCGAUUUUGCUUACAGUAGUUUCCCCUUAUGUUGGGGGGAUACAUUCCAAGGCCCCCAGUGAACUCCUGAAACCUCAAAUAGUACCAAACCUUUAUACACUGUUUUUUCUUUCCAUCUAUCUAUCUAUCUAUCUAUCUAUCUAUCUAUCUAUCUAUCUAUCUCUAUGAUAAAGUAUAAUGUAUAAAUUAAGCAUAGCAAGAGAUUAAUAAUAAUGUAAUAGAACAAUGAUAACAUACUGUAAUAAAAGUUAUGUGAAUGUGGUUGGUCUCUCUUGCUUUCAAAAUAUCUUCUUAUACAGUACUCACCUAUUUUAGAAUGUGGUUGACUACAGGUAAUUGAAACCACAGGGAAACUUUGGAUGAGGGGGUCACUACUGUACUUAGGAAUACAACUAUAUACAUAUGAUUUUAUUUUUAAGACCAUAUUAUAUUUGGGUAUCUACUAAUAUUUUGUAUAAAGCAAUUUUUUGUUCCAUUACAUGACUUUUUGUUUUAUUGUAUAUGUAAUCUGACAUACAAUAAAGGGUAAAGUUGCUUCCCCAAACCACACUUUAAUCAAAAGCUAGAAUCAUCUGCAGUCCUUGUUAAAAAUGCAGGUUUCUAGAACCCUCUGAAGUUCUGAUUAAAUAAAUUGCAAACCAC
Messenger RNA from Symphalangus syndactylus (siamang), 1097 nucleotides. RefSeq names its product RNA polymerase II, I and III subunit K (gene POLR2K). Gene Ontology annotation, biological process: DNA-templated transcription. Gene Ontology annotation, cellular component: RNA polymerase I complex; RNA polymerase III complex; RNA polymerase II, core complex. The record is from RefSeq and is a predicted model, not a curated record. Gene Ontology annotation, molecular function: DNA binding; zinc ion binding. Lineage: Eukaryota; Metazoa; Chordata; Mammalia; Primates; Hylobatidae.